Messenger RNA from Linum tenue, 1721 nucleotides. The record is from the annotation of a GenBank genome assembly. NCBI's taxonomy places the organism in Eukaryota, Viridiplantae, Streptophyta, Magnoliopsida, Malpighiales, Linaceae.
AAAAUUAUCAAGCAAACGUUCACCAAGUGUGGAUCCCGCCCCGGCUCACCAUCCACAAACCAGUUCCUGGCCGCUAGCCCCUUCAUAGUUUCGCUAAAAUAUAUCCACCGGAAAACAGAAAAUCAUGCUUUGUGCCACCGCCGCCGGUAGCUUAUUAUAUUCUCCACCCGCUGCUUACUGCAAUCCUAAUAGCAAAUUCCCUUGCCUCUCGUCUAGAAUCUCCAGUUUUAUACUGAACUCGCCAAAGCGGUGGAGAUGCAGAGCCAGUCUAAUUACAACCUCCGACUCGUUUGAAGUCGGAGCACUCGUCGGAAGUUACGGCUUCAUGAACGUUACCAGAUUUCAAUCAGGCAGCGAGUUGAGCUAUUCGCCAAUGGAUCUCCAACAGCUGAAAGUUCAAGAUGUUGGGGAAGGCAGUUUCAAAAUCAAGCUUUAUGAGGGAAGAGUAGCUCAGGGAUCACAAAGGGGAACUCCUGUUCUGUUUAAGGUUUAUCCGGGCCAAAGGGCUGGUGGUAUCGAGGCCGAUAUGAUGGCUGCAAAUGAGCUCAGUGCUCACUCUUCCCUUCAGAGCUCUGCAGAAGGUAUUUGUAAGAAUCUAGUGCAUCUAAUAGGAGGAUUUGAGACGAAAACUGGAGAACAGUGGCUUGCUUUUCGCAAUCAUGGGAAAUAUAGUGCAGCAGAUUAUGCAGCACUGACUAGCAAGAGAAUCUCACAAGGCUCUUCUUCACGAGAAAAGUCCUGGAACAGCUUUCAACAACAGAAAGAUAUGGAGUAUAGAAGAUACUUUGUUAUCAGGAUCCUUCAAGGUGCUAUAAGUGGUCUUGCCUUCAUGCAUGAUCAUGACAGAUUGCACCAGAGUCUUGGGCCUUCUUCUCUCCUUCUCAAUACCAUAAGUGAGAAAGACGCCGGUUAUCUGAUUCCACGUCUCCGAGACUUGACAUUUUCUGUUGAUAUGAGCUUUGACAGUAUUUCAAAUCUAGAAGGUGCACGAACACUCUCAGAGAGUCUGUGGAGAAGGGCUACUGCUGCUGGUGCCUUCACGGCUCUGGAGAAACGGGCCUUUGGAAUUGCCGACGACAUUUGUUUCUGCAUAGAUAUGCAGCAGGUCUGCUUUUGGCAUACAUGGCGUUCGUUCCAUUCUGUGAAGCAGGUAUCAUGGAUAGCCUUUCUUUGCAGGUAUAAAAACAGCUGUGUACUUUCCUCUUCUUUGACACAUCACUUGGGGAGUUGCUCAUUUGUUGAUCCGUUCAUCUGUCCACAGAGGCUUUUGGAGAAUACUUUUAAACUCGAUCUUGAAGCUACAAGAGAAUACUGUCUUGCGGAUGAUCGCUUGGAAGAAGCCGUGAAGUUUCUGGAUAUCGGCAAUCGGUCUGGUUGGGAAUUACUUCAGGCGAUGCUGAAUCCAGAUUUUCGACAGCGUCCGACUGCAAAGGCUGUGCUCAACCACUCCUUUAUGAGUGGCUCUCUACUUUAGAGUUCCAAAAGGCACCCUAGCUGGACACGGCCACGGUGAACUUCAUACUUCCUGUCUACUUCCUUGGCAAUGUAUAGCAACUGGCUGUGCUGUAUGUACAUUGGGGAGGACGAUAAGUAAUGUAGGUCGAGGGAAAGGUUGGUUGGAAAUUUGUGAACAAUCUUAAGGCUGUCAAUUGAACCAAACCUGAAAAAAUAAUCAACAUAGAACACCGAGAUUACGUGAGAAAAGAAAAUUUAUGUACAUG